AUGCUCGGCUUCCAGGUUCUUCUCGUCGCCCUCCAGGCGUGGGCGAUCACCGCUGCUCCUCUUCUUGUUGCUCGCCAAAAGGAUACCAUCACCACCGCUCUCGGCAUGGUCCAGGGCUCCCUCGAAAAGCUCGACACCGCCGUCAAGGGAAUUUCCGCGAGCGACGCCAACUCUGUGGCUCCGGUCCUCACCGCAGCUCAAGGGGCUCAAGAUGCUCUCGUCAUGGCUACAUCCAUGAUCGACGGCGCCGACAACAUUGGUGUCUUUGGCGCGCUUGGUCUUCAGCAGACUGCCGACGGCCUCGUUACACAGGUCCAGACUACCCUCGGCGAUCUCUCUCAGAAGAAGCCCGUGUUCGACCAGCUCGGCGUCACCUCCGUCGUCAAGGAUGCUCUGAUGCAACAAAAGUCUGGCAGUGGCGCGCUCGGUGACACCCUCCUCAGCAAAGUCCCCGCCCUCGCCCGCCCGAUUGCCCAGCAGAGUACCGGUGCACUUACGGAGGCUUUGGAUGGCGCUAUUGCGACCUUCUCGGCAUAG
Colletotrichum phormii is the source of this 537-nucleotide messenger RNA. RefSeq lists its product as uncharacterized. The transcript has a single exon. NCBI's taxonomy places the organism in Eukaryota, Fungi, Ascomycota, Sordariomycetes, Glomerellales, Glomerellaceae. Gene Ontology annotation, cellular component: extracellular region. Bases 1 to 537 code for a protein of 178 amino acids. The record is from RefSeq and is a predicted model, not a curated record.